AUGCUUAAUAAUAAGUGUCAGGAAGGGAAAAACACUUAUUCGGUGUAUAACCUGGCCAACGUGGCGUGUAAGUGUCAUGGCGUGUCUGGCUCCUGUAGCCUGAAGACCUGCUGGCUCCAGCUGGCAGACUUCCGCCGCGUCGGAGAGUUCCUGAAGGAGAAGUACGACAGCGCCGCCGCCAUGCGCAUCGGACGCAAAGGGAAACUGGAGCAGGUAGAUAAACGCUUCAACGUCCCGACCCCCGAGGAUCUGGUCUACACCGACCAGAGCCCAGACUACUGUCUGAAGAACGACACCACCGGCUCCAUGGGAACCCUGGGGAGACUCUGUAACAAGACGUCGGAGGGGAUGGAUGGCUGUGAACUCAUGUGCUGCGGGAGAGGAUACGACCAGUUCAAGACCUAUAAGCAUGAGAGAUGUCACUGCAAGUUUCACUGGUGUUGUUAUGUCAAGUGUAAGAGGUGCACUUCACUGGUGGAUCAGUUUGUCUGCAAGUAGCGAAGGAAGG
Messenger RNA from Oncorhynchus keta (chum salmon), 508 nucleotides. RefSeq names its product protein Wnt-5b. Gene Ontology annotation, biological process: multicellular organism development; cell fate commitment; canonical Wnt signaling pathway. The transcript is spliced from 2 exons. Bases 1 to 498 code for a protein of 165 amino acids. Gene Ontology annotation, cellular component: extracellular region. Gene Ontology annotation, molecular function: cytokine activity; frizzled binding. Lineage: Eukaryota; Metazoa; Chordata; Actinopteri; Salmoniformes; Salmonidae. The record is from RefSeq and is a predicted model, not a curated record.